Xyrauchen texanus (razorback sucker) is the source of this 2671-nucleotide messenger RNA. It is a transcript of the gene cdk5rap1, whose product is annotated as CDK5 regulatory subunit associated protein 1. Gene Ontology annotation, biological process: negative regulation of cyclin-dependent protein serine/threonine kinase activity; tRNA modification. Bases 155 to 1885 code for a protein of 576 amino acids. Gene Ontology annotation, cellular component: mitochondrion; cytosol. The record is from RefSeq and is a predicted model, not a curated record. NCBI's taxonomy places the organism in Eukaryota, Metazoa, Chordata, Actinopteri, Cypriniformes, Catostomidae. Gene Ontology annotation, molecular function: 4 iron, 4 sulfur cluster binding; tRNA-2-methylthio-N(6)-dimethylallyladenosine(37) synthase activity. The transcript has 13 exons.
ACAUGUUUCUGAAUGACUAUUGCUCAGUUGGGUUUUGCUUCUUUUCUUCGUUAUGUAGAUGCGCAAUUAAUACAUUAAAUUACAUAAUUUAUGCUUAUCGCAAAGCAGUGUCAUAUGUCAGUAAGGUGUUAUUUAUUCUAUCAGUAAUACAGUAAUGAACCGCAUUAGAAGCCGCAGCAUCUUCAUGUUUGUGCUCAGGAAAUAUUUGUCUCGACGCAUUUAUGGAGUCGGAUAUUAUUGCUCAGGAUCUUUUACUAAAGAUCAGAACAGAGUGAUGAAUUUAAAGAGUAAACUUGCAUCUGGUCCGAGUUUGCAGGACUUCAUGAAGAGUUCAGACCAGAGGUCUUAUGAGUUGCUUGAGGAACAUGAGGAGCACUAUAUUCCUGAAUCCACAGUGUCCGCAUAUUCAAGGAAAGUGUAUUUUGAGACAUACGGCUGUCAGAUGAAUGUCAACGACACUGAAAUUGCUUCAUCCAUUCUUCAAAAAGCAGGAUAUUCUCGGACACGUGAGCUUCCAGAGGCAGAUGUGGUGCUGCUCGUCACUUGCUCUGUACGAGAAAAGGCAGAGCAAACAAUCUGGAACAGACUCAAACAGCUCACUGCCCUGAAGAAGAGGCGUACAAAACAUGAGACUCCGUUGAAAAUAGGUGUCCUUGGUUGCAUGGCAGAAAGACUGAAGACUGAAUUGCUUGAGCGGGAGAAGUUGGUGGAUGUGCUGGCAGGACCAGAUGCGUACAAAGAUCUGCCCCGGUUGCUUUCUCUUGCUCAUGGUGGCCAGAGGGCCAGCAAUGUGCUGUUAUCAUUAGAGGAGACUUACGCUGAUGUCAUGCCUGUCCACCAGACGCUGCAGGGACACAGCGCUUUUGUGUCCAUCAUGCGUGGCUGUGAUAACAUGUGUAGUUACUGUAUAGUCCCCUUCACCCGUGGCAGAGAGAGGAGCAGGCCUAUAUCUUCAAUUUUAGAGGAGGUCCGGAUGCUCUCAGAUCAGGGAGUGAAGGAGGUCACCCUCCUAGGGCAAAAUGUGAACAGCUAUAGGGACCUGUCUGAGGAGCAGUUCAGCAGUUCUGAGGUCAACACUCAGCUCAGCCGAGGCUUUAAGACCGUUUACCGCACAAGACAGGGAGGCUUCCGCUUUGCGGACCUGCUGGACAGAGUGUCCCUCAUCAAUCCAGACAUUAGGAUACGCUUCACCUCACCACAUCCUAAAGACUUUCCUGAUGAGGUUUUGCACUUGAUUCAGGAGAGGAAGAACAUCUGCAAGCAGAUCCAUCUGCCUGCACAGAGCGGCAGCAGUCGGGUUCUUCAUGCAAUGAGACGUGGUUAUACCCGAGAGGCAUAUCUUGAGCUUGUGGGAAACAUUCGUAAAAUUAUUCCAGGGGUCAGUCUGAGCAGUGAUUUCAUCACAGGCUUCUGUGGAGAAACUAAAGAGGACCAUGAACAGACCAUUUCCCUCCUCAGGGAGGUGGGCUAUAACGUGGGCUUCCUCUUCGCCUACAGUUUGAGAAAGAAAACCCAUGCCUAUCAUCGUCUGCAAGAUGACGUCCCUGCGGCAGUGAAACAGCGGCGCCUGGAGGAUCUCAUCUCUGUUUUUAGAGAAGAAGCAGCUAAAGUUAACACAGCUCUAAUCGGCAGCAAACAGCUGGUGUUGGUAGAGGGAGACAGUAAAAGAUCUUCAGAGGAACUUUGUGGUCGAAAUGAUGGAAAUGUGAAGGUUAUUUUUCCUAAAACAGAUUUACCUGUUCAGCCUGGCAAACCACAGACAGUCUCCAUUACUCCUGGAGACUAUGUGUUAGUCAAGAUCACAUCAGCUAACUCCCAGAGUUUAAGAGGACAUGCCUUGAUCCACUCCUCCGUCAGCAAAACAAAAACACGAGAAUCUGAGUGAACAGUUUCAUGCCACAGAUUCCCUAACCUUUAUCACAGUUCAGUGUGUGCAUACUGCAAUGAAUUCAAAAUACAUAAAAAAAUAUUUUUGGAGGUGGAAUGCUCCAUGUAUUUCUUUAUGCAAAACAUGUAUCAAAUGCAAGGUAAAAGACUAGGUGUCUGUUCCAGAAAACAGGUUUAGUGACUAAACUGUGUACGUUUACUCAAAGGAAGCGGUUAACUUUCGGUUCCAAAAGCUGGAGUAACUUUCAGAGUAUGUUUGUAACUAUAACAACUUAGUCUGUGAGUGUAACAUGAUCCGGAGUAGGUUAUGUUCCAGAUCCACAGUUUUUUCAGGUAAAUAUCAUUAGUUACAAGGUACAAUGCACUUUUGAUAAUGGCACAGUUGGCGUGGAAACUUAUAUUACGCACAAGAUUAUACUUUUAAAGCAUUAUUAUGGUAUAUUGCAAUCUUUACCUCACAAAUCUUCUUGUGCCCUGCAUUUCCAGUCUCACAAUGCGGAUUUACAUUCAAAAGUGAACAAAUUGUGUACAUUGUUUUUCUUUUUCCACAUUCAUCACUGUUUAGAGAGUGCUUUAUGCAUUUACAUUCAGCACUAUAAAUCAUUUUCGUUUAUGAUAUUAAUAUUAUUAAUAUAUGUACAAAUAUCAUAGAUUGAAAUAGAACCCACAUUCUUUUCACAGUUAAUGAGUGUUAAUGUAUAAAUUAUAACAUUACAUUCAAUAGUAUCAAUAUGCAGGCAAUAUCUUCAAAUUCAAAGCUUAAGCAAUACAAUUCAGCACUCAU